AUGAGCGACGGAACAUCACCUGAAGCCAGCUACCUGCACGAGUCGGAGUCCCAGUAUUGGGACUUUGGAUACGACUCGUACGGCGAUGAUGACCAACACGAUGAUAAUGGGCAGCCGUCUGACCAGCGCUUCGAGGUUCAGAAGACGAUACACGACCACUCAGAGAUAAUGGAGGCGACCGCGAUUAUCAUCACAUCUACUACGACAACAGACAACUUCAUCGUGUCGUCGGCUGGGCGCAUUCACGUCUACUAG
Messenger RNA from Phytophthora nicotianae INRA-310, 255 nucleotides. RefSeq lists its product as hypothetical. The transcript has 3 exons. NCBI's taxonomy places the organism in Eukaryota, Oomycota, Peronosporomycetes, Peronosporales, Peronosporaceae. The record is from RefSeq and is a predicted model, not a curated record. The coding region runs from base 1 to 255 and encodes 84 amino acids.